Emiliania huxleyi CCMP1516 is the source of this 1382-nucleotide messenger RNA. RefSeq lists its product as hypothetical. NCBI's taxonomy places the organism in Eukaryota, Haptophyta, Isochrysidales, Noelaerhabdaceae. The record is from RefSeq and is a predicted model, not a curated record. Bases 1 to 882 code for a protein of 293 amino acids. The transcript has 2 exons.
AUGCCCGAGCUGCAGGGCCUCCCGGCUGACGCCGCCGGGCAGCCUCUCGAGCAUCAGCGGGGCCGCCCCCGCGACACAAAGCCCCGCACCGGCGGAGUCAGGCUGCGGUCGCUGGAGUCGCUGCCUGCGCCCGAGCGCGUGCCCCCUGCUCUGCUGCAGCUCACAAGCCGCAUCCCCACGGUGGGACGUGUGGGCGUCGAGCGGCUGUCUGGCCUGGCCGGUCGAGUGCUCGGCGGCCGGGACGCCGACGUCGUGUGGUCCUGGCUGCUGGGGCGGAUGCCGCUCUCUGCCGUCAAGAAUGCAGUCUGGCGUGCGCUGCACAAGGCGGAGCAGACCACGUCGGACUUUUACGGCCUGCUCGCGCCCCCCUUUGAGGAGCUGCGAAAGCGCGCGCAGAGCCUGCGCACGCUCAGCGACGCGCAGCUCAUGUGCUGGGACGCCUCGCCCGUCGGCGGCCGCGAGUGGAUGCAGAUCAUCAUCUUGGACGCGAUAAUCACUCAAGCGCGGGCGAGAGCGCCGGCUGCUGUGACGGCGCACGUCGAGGCGGCCGACCCGCCGACGCACGCGUGCCCGAUAUGCUGUCGCGACGUUGACGCCGCCGCGAGCCGGCGGCUGCCUGCCGACGCCGUCAUGAGCGACGACGUGAUGGUUCUGAUGCUGCACGGCCCGUGCUACCACACCGCGUGCUACGAGUGCCUCUUUGACCGCGCAGUGCCGUUUUUAGAGCCCGGCGUCCUCGAGUCGGGCGACGCGGAGCGGAUCGACGCGGCGCUGGCGCGGGUGGUGGGGGAGGGCCACGUCGAGUGCGGCACGUGCCGUGCGGCCCUCAGCUGGCCGUGGACCGCGUGCGGGACGCACGCGGUCAAGGGGCACAGCAGCUAGCUGAGACGGUCGCCGGGCUAGCUGAGACCCGCGGGUCGGCGCCACUAGAUUGGGGGAAGCUCCGCGGGACCGGACCGUACCGUCUCGGCCCUGGGGCGCACUUAGCAUCGCACUCAUCACACGAUUGCGGGGUCUGGUGAGGCGCGCCCUCUUGUCGCUUCCCAGACCAUCCCUUGCCAGAGACCCGUCGAGCCUCCUUAGUAGCACACGAGCACAGCGCGCCCCCACCCCUUCCCUUCCCUCCGCCACCAGCCUGGCAGUGAGACAGGUCUGCUCGUGGAUCCAGGGCCUGUGCCCUCGCCAGCAUGUGCGAGCAGGGGGUGGUCUCAACACGGGCGAGCUGUACACCACUAGAGAGUCGAGCGAGAGUGUGGCCGCCCCCUGCCCCUCCGGUGCGCUGCGACCUGUGUGAUAUGUGACGUGGGCGAUGUGAUGCGUCGCGCACAGAUGUGGAUUUGCAUACCGUAAAACGUGUUCAUCGUGUUCAAAAACACGCGCAA